AUGUCCAUCGUAACAUCCAUAAAUGAGAACGACAAAGUUGACGUAGAACAAAUAAUUAAAUCGUUAAAAGAGUCCACAACUGAUAGUGAAAAAUUUGCUGGUUUAAUAAUUAUUCCAAAAUAUUUGCAUGUUCAAAAUUUAUCACAAAAACAACUUCAUUCAUUAUUUGAAGCCAUUUCAGUUCAAUUUUUAAAACGUCUGUUAAAAACAGACUGUUUAUCUGAAAAUUCUUCUCCAAUAGCAUAUGCAAACGUUUUAAAUUCAGAUUACAUGUCAUUAGUUGAUGAUCUCAUCUAUCGUGCUAAUCGCGUACAUAAUAAAAAAACAAUUGAUGAUGAUGAAAAAUCAUUUAUUCGUGAUACGUUGCAAUUUUUAACAACAAUAAUUCAAAAAUAUCCAAUAUCGAUUCAAUCAAUAAAACUUGUUGUUCAGCUAUGUUACCAACGACAAACAGAUAGGAAUGAACAGCGUGCAAUAUUAAUUGAUGUUUAUGCGUGCCUUGUUGAACAAUAUCAAACAGUUACAUUUAUUUAUCAACAUAAUAAACAGACAUUUCUCUUGUUAGUACGCCUAUGUAUUGUUGAAAUACGAAUGAUUGUAGAAAAUCCAAGUUUACCUAUGAUUUUAAAUAAUAUACAACAUCUUGCCAGUUGUUUUCUGAUUAUUGAACAAACGAUUUUUGCUUUAUCUCAAUCGGAUGACGAUACUAUCACAGAUGAUGAGACAACGUUAAUUAUUCAAAAACUAAUUGAAAUGUUUCACGGAUGUAUAUUUUUAAUUGAUCUAAUUAUCGAUAAUGAUAACGAAGACGAAAAUAAACAGUCUUAUGAUACUGUUUUACAAGCAACUGUUCGUUUAUUAGGAAUUUGGCUUAGCCAAGAACCUAUGGCUCUACAAAGUGUCGUACAAUCUCGUUUAUCAAAGUGGCUCAAUUAUGGUUUAAAUUCUUCGACAUGUAAUGAGAUUUUUAAGAAAUUCUUGGUACCAAUUGCUAGAGAAGAUAAUAGUGAGAAUGAAAGUAGUUGGAACAAACCGAUAACAAUUUAG
Messenger RNA from Didymodactylos carnosus, 1047 nucleotides. NCBI's taxonomy places the organism in Eukaryota, Metazoa, Rotifera, Eurotatoria, Philodinida, Philodinidae. The record is from the annotation of a GenBank genome assembly.